GUUAUGUUGAACAGCCUUGCACUGUACCUUGUCCAUUUGACUGCAAAUUAAGUGACUGGUCUGACUGGUCUCCUUGUAGUUCAUCGUGUGGGACAGGAGUGAAAAUUCGGUCCAGGUGGCUUAAGGAGAAACCAUACAAUGGAGGGCGCCCUUGUCCAAAACUAGACCCAAAGAAUCAGGUGUACGAGGCAAUCCCCUGUUACAGUGAGUGCAAUCAGUAUUCUUGGCGAGUAGAACCAUGGUCCCAGUGUGAAAUCAGCAGUGCACAAAAUUCCCUCCAUUGUGGAGAAGGAAUACAAAUGAGGCAAAUCAGAUGUAUAAACACCACUGAAGGUGGAGAUGGUGAACCCGUACCUCUUGUGCUUUGUAAUCAGUCCAAAGUUCCCUUGGAAAAACAGAAAUGUAUCCUCUAUUGUCCUAAUGAAUGUGUGGUGUCUGAAUGGAGUCAUUGGAGUCAGUGCCCAGAGCGAUGUGAUCCCAAUAUAAGGCAAACAAGGACUCGACAUAUACUACGAAUGCCUUUAAAACCCAAGACAUGCCCCGAAAGUGCACAGCAGAGACCUUGUAUUCUGAAUCAAAAUUGUUUUCAAUAUAGUUACAAUUUAACAGACUGGAGCACAUGCCAGCUAAAUGAAAAUUCAGCCUGUGGACAAGGGAUCAGGAAUCGCCUUCUAAGCUGCAUCCGCAGUGAUGGAAAAUCCGUGAACAUGAACCACUGCGAGCAGUUGAAUCUGGAAACACCCACCCAAAUGACUGCCAACUGCAUGGUAGAAUGUGUAGUGAACUGUCUGGUUACCGAAUGGUCUCCUUGGUCGGAAUGUUCACAGACUUGUGGUUUUGCAGGUCAGAUGCUCCGUACCCGAUCUAUAAUUAUGGAAGCCCAAGGAGAAGGAAGACCUUGCCCAGCUGAUCUUAUUCAGUUCCGCAGUUGUGUUGUAAAACCCUGCUAUAGCUGGGUUCUUGGAGAAUGGUCCCUGUGCAGAGUUGAGGGUGGGCAAUGCGGAGAUGGAAUCCAAGUACGAAAUCUGCAGUGUGUGGUGCUUGAUGGCCUGUCAUCAUCAACAUUUAAGCAAGUGGAGAGUACCCUGUGUGAAGAGCUUCCCCCGAAAGAGAAUUUGCUUCGACUUCCGUGUUCUAUCCCUUGUCCAGGUGACUGUCAUUUAUCCGAAUGGUCUGAGUGGAGCUCUUGUGAAUUAACAUGCAUCAAUGGCAGGAGCUUUGAGAGCAUGGGUCGUCAGUCUCGAUCAAGAACAUUUAUAAUUCAAUCUUUCGAAAAUCAAGACAGCUGCCCUGAACAAGAAUUGGAGACCAGGCCUUGCUCAGGAGGAAAAUGCUAUAAUUAUGUAUGGAAAACAAGUCUUUGGCAAGAUAAUGAACGCACAGUGUGGUGCCAGCGUUCUGAUAGGCUGAAUGUUACAGGGGGCUGCUCUAUGCAGUUACAGCCGGCUACAACCAGGCAUUGCAACCCAGCCUGCAAAAAACCCUUCUCAUACUGUACACAGGGUGCCAUCUGUGGCUGUGAGAGAGGCUACACUGAAAUCAUGAGAUCAAAUGGUUUCCUGGAUUACUGCAUGAAGAUACCUGGUUUAGCAGAUAAGAAAGCCGAUGUUAAAACAAAUGCUGCCAAGCAUAAACCUAUCAAUUCCAAAAUGCAUGACAUUUUCAAAGGAUGGUCAAUUCAGCCUUUUAACCCAGAUGGAAAACUUAAAAUCUGGGUAUAUGGAGUAUCAGCUGGCGGGUUUCUCAUUAUAGUUUUCCUAAUCUUCACCUCCUAUCUUCUUUGCAAAAACCCAAAACAGCCACAACAUACUCCUCCGCCGCAGAAGUGUCUGACUUUAGCCUACGAUGGAGAUGUUGAUAUGUAA
This is a messenger RNA of Pseudonaja textilis, 1865 nucleotides long. Lineage: Eukaryota; Metazoa; Chordata; Lepidosauria; Squamata; Elapidae. The record is from RefSeq and is a predicted model, not a curated record.